Molecule: messenger RNA, 561 nt
Organism: Suillus subalutaceus
Lineage: Eukaryota; Fungi; Basidiomycota; Agaricomycetes; Boletales; Suillaceae
Exons: 1
Coding region: 1-561 (186 amino acids)
Source: RefSeq, a predicted model, not a curated record
AUGAGUGAUGUACCUCCCGGAAGUGACGAAGGGGAGCUUUGGGAGGCUGCCGGUGACGAUGCAGGCGUGGUGGUCGCUGUAUUGCUACUUCCAUUGGGGCUGCCGCCUCCACUUCCACUUCCACUUCCCCUCCCUCCCCCGUUUCCAGCUCCACUUCCACUACCAGUUCCGGUGCCGGUCCCAGUUCCAGUUCCAGUUCCACCUCCACCUCCGGUCCCAGCUCCAGUUCCGGUCCCAGCUCCAGUUCCGGUCCCAGCUCCAGUUCCGGUCCCAGCUCCAGUUCCGGUCCCAGCUCCAGUUCCACCACUACUGCCACUUCCACUGCCACUUCCACCUCCACUACUGCCACCGCUACUUCCACUUCCACCCCCUCCACUUCCACCCCCUCCACUUCCACCCCCUCCACUUCCGCUACCAGUUCCGGUUCCACCGCUGCCACCCCCGCUUGGAGUGGUGGCGGGAGAUGGGGACGAAUCUGCUGGCGACGGGCUUGCUGGUAACAGGCUUACUGGUGACGAAUUUGCUGGCGACGGGCUUGCUGGUAACAGGCUUGCUGGUUGA